CUUCCUCCCCCGACCGCUCGCGUCGGAUGGCUGCUCGGGUUCGGACUGCUCGAACAGCGGGCUUAGGAGCGUGCGCGCGCCCCCUCCUCUCCUCCUCUCUCGACCGCCAUGAUAGUGUUUGUCAGGUUCAACUCCAGCCAUGGCUUCCCGGUGGAGCUUGGGUUGGAUGCCAGCAUCCUCCAGCUGAAGGAGGCAGUUGCGCAGCGACAGGGAGUUCCAGCUGACCAGCUGCGGGUGAUUUUUGCAGGGAGAGAGCUCAGCAACGACUUAACGCUGCAGAAUUGUGACCUGGUACAGCAAAGCAUCGUUCAUAUUGUUCAGAAUCCACAGAAAAAUAGUGAUAAGGAUGAGACAGAAGACCAUGCUGGAGGCAUUCUAAAAACAUUGGGAAAAGUACCUGAAAGUCUAACUCGCAUAGAUCUCAGUUCCAGCAUCCUCCCAUCACUGUCCGCAGGGUUGGCUGUUAUUCUGGAUACUGAAGAACCCAGCAUUUCUCCUCCCUCUGAAAAAUCAGGUGCAGCCAAUUACAACAGUUUUUAUGUUUUUUGCAAAAAUUUCUGCCAAGCUGUGAAACCUGGGAAACUGAGGGUCCGAUGCAAUGAAUGUAAACAAGGAACACUCACUUUGGCAAGGGGCCCAUCUUGCUGGGAUGAUGUGCUGAUUCCGAACAGAAUAACAGGUGUUUGCCAGUCCCCAAAGUGCAAUGGAACCGUAGCGGAGUUUUACUUUAAAUGUGGAGCACACCCAACAACUGACAGUGAAACAUCUGUGGCUUUGAACCUCGUUACUACAAACAGUCGCGGUAUCACAUGUAUAACAUGCACGGAUAUUAGGAGUCCUGUGCUUGUGUUCCAGUGCAUGCAUCGCCAUGUCAUUUGCCUAGAUUGUUUCCAUUUGUACUGUGUGACAAUGUUGAAUGAUCGUCAGUUCAUCUAUGACCCAGACCUUGGUUACUCCCUCCCAUGUGUAGCUGGCUGUCCAGGCUCCUUGAUUAAAGAAGUUCAUCACUUCAGGAUUCUGGGAGAAGAACAGUACAACCGCUACCAGCGCUAUGGUGCGGAGGAGUGCGUGCUGCAGAUGGGCGGCCUGCUGUGUCCAAGCCCCAGCUGUGGGGCGGGUCUGCUACCCGAACCAGGAGUGAGGAAAAUUGUAUGUGAGCCAGGCAAUGGAAUAGGCUGUGGAUUUGUGUUCUGCCGUGAAUGUAAAGAAGAAUACCAUGAAGAGGAAUGCAGCUCUUUCCUCAGCACACAGGGAGCUGUGGCCCAAAAGGGAUAUAUAGUUGAUGAAAAUGCAGCCAUGCAAGCCCGAUGGGAAGAGGCAUCUAAAGAAACAAUCAAGAAAACAACCAAGCCAUGCCCCAAUUGCCAUAUUCCAGUGGAGAAAAAUGGUGGCUGCAUGCACAUGAAGUGUCCUCGACCUCAGUGCAGGUUUGAGUGGUGCUGGAACUGUGGCGUGGAAUGGAACAGAACCUGCAUGGGCAAUCACUGGUUUGACUGAUAGCACAGUGGCCCAGGGGCUAGCUGGCACUGCUGCUGCAACUGGCUUUCAUCAGGGUCACAUUCUGAAUUCCUUGCUUAAACAAAACUCCCAGUGGUUUCAGAGAUGUUCAGAAGUUAGCUCAGUUUGUUGUUUUUUUUUUUCUUGCUUGCCUAUGAAAUCAUACUAAACUUAUAUUGAAGGUAUGCCAAGGGUUUUAAAUCCACUAAAAGAAAAAUUGUUUUAAUGGACAGACUUGGUCAUUGUGGUAAAAGGGGAAUAACUUUCACCUUUCUGAAUAUCUGCAGCCUGUCAGCACAGAGAGAGACAGGUUCACCAUGAGGCACUCGCUUGAUAUUUCUAGUCAGAAAUCCCUAACUCCUGCAAGAGAGCAGCAGGUGCUUGUGUGUAUCAAGGGCUAUGGUGGAGAGUCUCGGCACCAACUCCUUUGCUCAGUCAGUACAAUUUUUGAUUUUAAGACUGUAUUUAUAACAGCUUAAUAGCUUUUUAGCAAAUGAAAGACACUGGCUGUUCAGUGUUUACUCAGGGUUCUUCUGAACUUACUGUGGGGUUCUUGCUUUCAAACCAAAUUCUCAUAGAAAUAGCGAGCUUUAUGCCAGUUUUGUGCUUGUGUAUUUGUAACACACAGCAUGAAAUCUGCCUAUAUCACACAGACUAUAUUACCUCUCAUAGAUUAGUUGAGGAUGUAUGCAGUUUGAGCUCUAACCACUAGUGUUGCAGUGAUGAUUGGGUAUGAUUAAGUGGUGCAGAAUCUAGACUAGGUUUCAUUUUUCUUGUGCUUACCGCUAUACUUUGGAUGUAGCAAGGGGAAGCAGGAGGAGCCUUCUUGGGGAUUCCCUUCAUUAUCAAUCUAAAUUGAUUCAGAAUAUGGUUAUACUUCUGAAAAUGUAUUCACAGCUCAAACAAUGAGAAACUUCUUUCAUUUUACAAUGUUUACACAAUAAGUAAAGCCUUAUAGCAUUUCCAAACCUGAGCAAUCUCACUGUUUCAUGUCCUUUACAUUGCUGUCCUAAUCUAAAAUGAAAAUGGGUACUGCUCAUCUCAACGUGUCAGGUAAGGAUUUCUUACAAUUCAUUUGAGAAAAAGCACACAGUGAAUAAAAGUGUCAAAAUUUACUUAAUUUCUUAUGUAUUUAUUUAUUUUUAUACAAUGUGAGUACAAAGAUGCUGGGUGUAAUGGAUAAUGCAUUUUCUUGACAGAUUAAACUCAGCUGAUUCCCAGCUGGGAGACUAGCCCUUUGAUUAAAGCAUACUCUUAGAAGAAAAUGAAUGCCAGGGCCAUGAACUUUUUUGUGUCAAGUCUGAAUUAACAACUUGUGUGGUGAGACUGUAGACUUCUGAAAAUAUGGGUGUGCCUUGUAUUAGUCAGUGCAGAGCAAAAAUCUCGAGGUACAAAGAAAUCCCAGACUCUACAAGAAUGCCCCACUGCUAAAAGCAGUGGACUGCUCAUCUGUCUCAGCUGGAAAUCACCUUAAAAGUCUGAGGAGGAAAAAAUAAUGGUGAAGGGGUAAGGUACCAAAAAUGAGACUGAAAUGAUGGAAUUAAGAAAAUGCUGUGAGAGAGAGGAAGUGGCAAAGAGAGCACAGUGGCCACCUGGUAAAGGCCAUUUUCCUUUUUAGUACCAGUGAACUAAAAUGUGUGCAGAAAUGGUUUCAUUAGAGCACAGGAGUGCAAUAGAAUGAUGUGAUGUAGUUCAUAUAUGUACAUUAUCUUAAUGAGAAUAUUUUACUGUUAGCUCUGAUUAUUUCCUUAUUUGAUUUCCUUCACCUGGGUCUAUUUUAUCAUUUUAUGGCUUUUUACCAACAGGCUUGGGAAAAAUCUCCAUGAAUAAUUUUGCAUUUAUACUAAGUUACAUGGGAGAAGUCUGGAUCUCUUUCCCAUUUUUGCUUAGUGCCUUUCUUACAGAGAAAGAAAAACUUGUCUACUGGAAGACAUUUUCACUGAGACAGAGCUAUCCAUAACAAGUUAAUAUUUUAAUGUAGAUACCUAUAACAUAAGCUCCUGGAUCAAGGUCCAUUGAAGUCAAGGGACCAUAUAGAUCAGCUUCUGUAUUUCUCGUCUGAGCAGGGCACGACUGAGCAUGAGUCAUAAGGCUACAACAGAAAGAUCUCUUUCUUGGGAAGAAUUCAUCAGAAGAUGGGAGUAUGAACAUUUAUCAAAGCCAUAAGCAAGGGCAAGAAAGGAGAAUAAAGGAGUUCAGAAUAAAGGCACUGACUCAGUAUUAUUCACUUUUAGAGUGUGACUUUAUAGCCCCUUGCCACGUAAGACUUCUUCACACAGUCCAGAUUCUCAGUUUGCAACCAUAUGACACCCACUUGCCAAAAAAAAAGUGUGGCUUCUGCAGAUUUUGGUAGAACACAUCCUGAUCUUCUCUGUAUUAAUAUAUAUAUCUGUAUCUGUAUACACACAGUUUGAGAUGGUACAGCCAUCUGUACCUCACUUCUGUUUACAGUAAGAUUAAUUUUCAUGGUUUUUACAAGGUAGAGGGCAUGAAAAAAUAAGAUUAAUGCUCUGCUGACACAGUAGGAAUGCUAGAAUGCCUACAGAAAUGUGUGAAGGGGACCUAAAAUUUCCUAUGCUGCUUUCUUCUUUUUUAUUCUGCGUGGAAAAAUACCUUUAAAGAAUGUAAAAUGUUUGAUUUAAAACUUACUGAAACUGUGAUUUAAAUCAAAGUGAAACAAAACAAACCAAGUCUUGGGUGUCUCUGCAGUCUGUUACUCUAAUUUCAGCAUUGGGCAGAAACGGUGGGAUUACUCCCCCCCAGCUUUAUCUGUCAGUUGGUUUGAUAGCCUCAGAGGUUUAGAUAUAGACCUGCUGCGUAUGUGAAUGGGAACAUAGUAAGUUUCAAGCACAUUUGGUCAUGGCAGAAGUCUGAUGGAAAAGUUCCUGCCAAGGACUGAGUGCAGCUCCAGAUGUACAAACAGGACUGUGGGUAUCCUCCUUGUUCUGUCAUUAUUACAGAGGAGUGGGGAGGUGGAGGGGCCCUUUUCUUAAAACUUACAAACUCUUUUUUUUUUUUGCCAGCAUUCAUUUGCCUGGUAAGUGCUCCCUUUGACUGGGUAUCAUGCCUCUGGAAGUACUCCUGCCAGCCGCAGGGUGAAGAAGGGAAACAGGACUCAAGCACAAAGCAAGAGGCAGACUGAGGGCAUAAGCAGAUGCAGAAGUUUCAAGAGCUUGUAGGUUUGUGUUCACCACUAGCAAUGCACUCUGGAAAUACUAAAACUUAAUGUUGAAAGAAGAUGAUUCAUUACAGUGAUAUAAAGCAAAAGAAGAAGUCUGCAUCUUUUUAUGUUUAAGUUUGCCGUUGCUAAUUGAAGUUGCUUCACCUCAAACUUUCUUCAUCUUUUGGAUUAAUACAAUUAGAGACUUGCUCCUGAUUCUGCAACCUGAGCUCCAUUUAAUGUGUGUUAAAUGGAUUAAGUACGGAAUAUAUGCUGAAAUAUUCAAUUAUAAUUAUCUCUGUAAUAAUUCAGCUCUAUAACAAUACAGAAAAUGUCUAGUAUUUAGUUCCAGCUGGCAGUGAAAUCUGAAGACUGAGUAGAUUAAGGAGAAAAUAUGUAACAUCUUGGCUCCCUAAGGACAAAGCAUAUCUCAAAGCUUAGCAUUAAUAAUAUUUUAGGAGCCGUGACAAUUAAAAUAUGUUUUGUAUGUCUGCCCUUACCUUUUUGCCAACUACAAUCCAACUAAUUUUGUUUUAAAAUGUAAACUUUAAAAAGAAAUUAGUAAGUGGCACUUCAGAAGAAAAAUUAUACCACUAUUGUAAAAGUCACACUCUCAAAGGACAGUUAAGUAUUGAGUUUUGCCUUUUGCAUAUGAAUAACCUACAAAGCAAUGGAGAGCUGCGGUCUGAUUCUUUAAAACGAGAUUUUGCUCCCAAGCAGCAACAUUCACAUGCUUCUUUCAGUUCCUCCUCAAGCAACAGCAAAGCCCGAAAAAGAAAGCUCUGGACCAAGGCAGCCAACAGAAGGAAGCCUUGUGUCUGCUUAUCCUGGCAGUACUUCAGCAAUUUCACCCAUUUUUAAAUCGCUCCCAUUUUUAAGAAGAAUAGAAACAAUGACCCAGGGAACUACCAACCUGUCAUUCUCAACUCUGUGCUGGGGAAGGUCAUGGAACUGAUCCUCCUGGAAGCCGUGCUAAGGCACAUGAAAGAGUGGGAGGUGAUACUUGGCAACCAACAAGACUUCACCAUGGGCAAGUCCUUCCUGGAAAACCUAGUGGAUCUUAACACCCUGGAAGUAUAUCGUUUUGAUGGGUGCACUGUUCAGUAGAUGAAGAACUGGUUGCAAGAUUGUACCCAGAGAGUGACAGUCAAUGACUCAGUGUCCAGAUGAAGAUGGUGACAAGUAGUGACCCUCAAGGGUCAGUACUAGUCUUGUGCUCUUUAAUAUCUUCACCAAUGAGAUUGACACUCUGGUCAGGUGCACCCUUGGCAAGUUUGCAGAUGACACCAAACUGUGAUGUGCUUGACUCACCUGAAGGAUGGGAUGCCAUCCUGAGAGACCUAGACAGGCUUGAGCAGUGGGCAAUCUUGAAACCCCUAGCUGUAGGGUGUGCUCAUCACUCCCAAUGGACAUCAUCCAAAGAGACCUAGGCAAACUGAGCACUGGGUGCAGGAGAACCUCAUGAGAUUCAAUAAAUCGAAGUGCAAUGUCUAGUGCCUGGUUCAAGGCAACUCCCACUGUCAGCACAAGCUGGGGGAUGAAAGAAUUGAGCACAGCUCUUCCAGAAAGGACUUGGGAGGUAUGGGUGGAUGGGAAAUUGGACAUGAGCCAGCAAUGUGCCAUCACAGCCCUGAAAGCCAACCAGAUUCUAGGCUGAGUCAAAAGAAGUGUGACUAGCAGAGUGAGGAAGGUGAUCCUCUGCUCUGCGCUGGUAAGACCUCACCUGGAGUAAUGCAUCCAGAUGUGGAGACCUCAGUACAGGAGAGGUGUGGACCUGUUGGAGCAUGUCUAGAGGAGUGCCACAAAAAUCACCCAAGGGAUGGAACAUCUCUGCUACAAGGACAGGCUGAAAAAGCUGGGGCUGUUCAGCCUAGAGAUGAGAAGGCUCCAUGGGGGUACCUAAUAGUGGCCUUUCAGUAUCUAAAGAAGGGCUGUAAGAAAGAAGGGGAGAGACUUUUCAGCAGGGUCUGUGGUGAUAGGACAAGGGGAAAUGGUUCCAAACUUAAAGAGAAUAGCUUUAGGCUGGAUAGAAGGAAGAAGUCUUUUAGAGUGAGGGUAGUAAGGCACUGGGUUGCCCAAAGAGGUGAUGAAAGCCCUUUCCCUGGAGACACUCAAGGUCAGGCUGGACCACACUGAGCAACCUGAUCGAGCUGUGCACGUCCCUGUUCAUUGCAGGUGAGUUGGAUUAGAUGAUCUGUAAAGUCCCUUCCAACUCUAAGGAUUCUAUGAUUCUAUUUUCAAAUUCUUUUAUCAAACAGAAAACACAGCUGCAUAUUCUUUGCUGUUCAGAGCCCUUUGUUUAUGCAGUGUGUCAAAAUGCAUACAGUUAUGUGCCAUCACUUGAGCCAGCACUGCACUGCACUGUACUGCCUUCCCCAUGCCCUGCUUUCAGUCGACACAGAGUUAAUAGCACACUGACAGUUUGCCUAUUGCUGAGCAAUGGCACCACGUUUACAGCUCAGGGUGUUAUUGCCAGCCAGGCCAGGCUGCAUGUGGGCCGCGGGCCACAGGUUGGAUAUGCCUGGUCUAGGAGUUACAAAAGUACAUGCAAUGAGUAGCCCCCUCUCAUAUUUUGGGCAAUUGCACCAGAAAAAUGUUAAUGGCUUUAAGCAAGCAGUGAGGUGGGCAAGCUGUGAGAAGCUUGUUUAUUAUAUGGAGGAUCAAAUUUAACGUAGUGGCCUUUGUAUGUGCAGGAAUUACUUUGCAGAACUCAGGUCAUACACCAUUUUAUUUUUCUUCCUUAUUAUUAAUAGGGCUUUCUUCUUUGCUUUUAAUUCAUUUUUUUCCUAUCUGUGUCAUCUUUUUCUGAAUAAUGGAACAGUGGUUCUAUGCCAGUAGAUAAAAUAUGAAGCAAGACGUCACGUUACAUUACUUGUUUGGCUUUUAUCCCUUGAAAGCUUGAGGAAUCCACAAAAUCCAUGUCAGCAGGGAAGUGCCAUUAUUUGCAUUUUAUAGUCAGGGAGUUCAGCUCAGGCAUAACAACCAGACCACGUGUAGACAAGAGGCCAGGCAUGUGCCAGUCCUCUCCCCAUGGCUGCAUUCCCACACAGGGGAAAGCUGUGGCCACACCACAGUGGGUGGCAACCUUAUGCCAACAUAACGAUGAUGUUAGCCCAGGGAAGCAGGAAGCACACAAAGAAAAUAAAAUAAAAUUUUAAAAGGUUAGGUUUUUCAAUGGCCUAAACUGUGACCUAAAAUGACAUCCUGUGUAACCGCUGGGAUUUUCAACUACUGGCUUCACUGGGAGAAGGGUAAUUUAGAGGCUUUGAAAACACAAUUUAGUUUGACUCUUUAGCAGCACGUAAGAGAUCUCUGGGAGAACUUAAUGUCCCAGCUUUCUCCUUGUUCAUUUAAUAUUUCAUCUUUAAAACAUAUUUGUGCCCCCUCUCUCCACCUCGCUUUAGUGCCAACUAAAAUCCAUUAAGUACCGAUGUCAGAGUUCUUUUAAAAAGCUUUAGUUAAGUACAGCUGAAGCAAUACACUGACUACUCAUUCUUAGUUGGUUCGUGACUGUAUUGUCUGCCUCAUAAACAAUAAUCUCUGUAGUCUGACAACUUUAUUUUCUGUACACCAGCCUUGAAACUAAUUGGAUGAGGAUUUCAAGCAAUGAUUAACAGGCACUGCUAAAAUAGAAAGCAGCAAUCAAAAAAAUGAAAUAGUAUUCAGACACUACAUCUACUGGGGCCAAUGUAAUGUGGAUAUUUUUUUCUUGUAAUGAACUGUAAAUGCUCCUGGAUAAGAUUAGACAGCUGAGUUUGUUUAUCCCUGGAAGUUAAUACUGGAAAACUCUGCACUGCUCUUUUCCAAAGUACAGAGAUCACAAUAUGGUAAAAAAAUUUACAUUUUUUUUAAUUAGUAGCCUAAGUCUGUGUGUUCCAGAGGUAAUGGAGUUAAAACAGAAAAAACCAAACCACGUCAGUAAGCCACAUUGACAUUUCAAACACUCACUGCUGCAAUAAAUGGCAAGUUUGCUUGUCUUUUUUUUUUUUUUAAUUUGCUUCUUGAAGGCAAAAAUGGCUGUGAUAUUUAAAUUAAAAUUAGUUAAUGAAGCUUAAAUCAAAUCUGAUUCAAGAUCAUGAGUUUUAGCAGUGAUGUAACUGAUUAUAAGGCCAUACCAAAAUAUUAUUCAGGCUGUGCUUAGUGAAUAUUAAAGUACUUCUUGGAUAACCUGCAAUCAUUCAGGUAUUUAGUUUAUUUCAGAAGUACAACAACAUAGGAUAUUUUUAUUGACACCGUUUGUUGGAUUUUAAAGAAAGCAAACAUAGGCUUCUAAACAGCAUUAGCAGCAAGGUAGCAUGGUAGGAUGUCUCCUCCUGACAUUAAUGGUCUCUUUUCAUGCAACGUUUGCUAUGUACAAGUUAAAAACAAUCAGUGGCAUUUCAUUUUUAGUCCUCCUUUUUGUAUAGCUUUGGGCAGGAUUGAAUAAAUAAAAAUACAAAGCAAACUGAAACUUUUUUCUGAUUCCCAAUGCUGAGCUUUCUGAAAAAAUGUGGUCUGAGAAACUUGAAAUCAGUGUUGGCUUCUUCAGAAAACACAAAAUAUCCAUAAUUUAGAGCCUGCUCUAAUGAAUACAUUCAGUGUCUCUUGUUACAUUUCCAGCAAGCAGUACAUACAUCACAUUGUUAUUUUGCCAUUUGUAAAUAUUAUUUACUUACUUAUUUACACUGAAUUAUAAAAGGUCUUAGCAGAGCUUUACCAAGUCUCAAAUAAGUUAUUUCUAUUUACUGUUAUGCAUCACUGCUUCAUCUGAAGAAAAAUGGGUUUUGUUGUUGCCUCACUCCACUAUGGAAAAGAGCAUGAAGAGAUACAUGGGUCUUGAUGUUUCCAGGGGCAUCUUAUGAGGUCCCUCCAUAUAUGUUCUCCCAACUUUGUUCUCCAGGCUUUACUUGGCCUACUCUCAAAUGAAGUUUCAAACUUUGAGGACUGUAUGAUCAAUUAUUUAACUGCUUGCAGAGAGAAAUCCAGAAGUCUUUCUUGUUAAUGCAGCCAUUGUCUCUGAUUCAACAACUCCUCCAGUUUGUCAGGUAUCUACACUUUCUGACUAUUUAUCUUUCUCUCUCUUUUUUUCUUUUUUUUUUUUUUUUUUUUUUUUCAUUUAUACAGUGCUAGUUAUUUACUGCUGUGUGUCACAGGAUACAGGCAAGUUACUGCAAAUUGAGCAAAUAUAGGUAAUCAUCCUUUUGGUAAUCGUCCUUGAAUGUGUUUGUGAGUGUUGUAAAUGUUUUCUUCAAGUGCUACAAAAGCUUUUUUUUUUUUUUUUUUUAAACUACUUUGCAGUACUGUAAAGCUUCUAUUUUCAGUGAAUUUGAUAGCUUGAUGGGCUUGAAUAACUCCAGAUUGAUAACUUAUUUGUUUACUAAACUUGUUUCAGUCCUUGAGGUUUGCCUAUAGUGCUACUGUAGAUGUAGAUCUCAUAUAGAUGUAGAUGAAUACAGUGGAUUGAUUCUGGGCAGCAACUAAGUACCUACCUCAGUGAUCACACCCACUCCCACACUGAGUGGGAUAGGGAAGAAAAUAGGAAGAGCAAAAGCAAGUAAAAAAAUACACGUGGUCUGAGGUAAAGAUAGUUUAAUAACUGAAAGAAAAGCAAUCAGCACUAGCCAUGAUCAAACUAAUGCCCAGUCAGUCUCCAAACAACAGUUACUUUAAAAAGAAAGCCACCCAGUUUUUGUUGCUGCAAAUGACAUUAUUCACCAUGGAGUAACCCUUUGGUCAGUUCAGGUCUGUACCUUCCAAACCCCUUGCCUGUCCCUGGCCCACUCACCAGGGUACAGAGAAGCAGAGAGCGCUUCAGUGCAUCAGCAACAGCCAAAGUACUUGUGUGUUAGCAACACUGAUUAAAUCACAAAUGCAAAACAAAUCACCAUAUAGGCUGCUGUGGAGGAAAUUAACUCCCUCCCAGCCACGCUCAAUACAACAAACUUGGUCUGAACUAGGUGGCUCAGAUACUGCUGAACAUGUGAUGAUGGCAGCAUAAAUUACCUUAUCCCUUGGCCUGCACAAGUGCUCCAAGGGCUAAGAAGGGCUGCACUCAUGGUGAAGGAUUUUCCUCAACAGGGAUACUAGCAGUUUUUCUGCUUGACUAGCAGUCUGUUUUUAUAGAUGCAGUAUCUUCUGGAUCUUUUUGCCUUGGCCAAACUUGGUUGAAAUUGGCUAAUAUUGAAAAGCUUCUGUAGGAGGGUUGAUAGACAGCUCCACAGACAAACAGGGUCAGACAGAUAAGAAACUAGGAAUAAACAAAUAAACACAUAUAUGUACAUUAAAUUCUCACCAUGCUAUCAGGGAGUAGAGCGAAGUCAGAGAGGUGAAGCUAAGGAAGCUGAACAGCCUAAUUUUAUCAUUAAAUCAUGUCUACAUGAAUCAUUAAGCAUCCAAUCUUUGAUUUUAAUUCCCACAUUGAAUUGAAACCACAAGUUCUCUAUUAACCUAAGGGAAGAGUUGCAUACAUUUGGAUAGACAGUAAUAAAUUGAUUCAUUUCUGUGCAUUCUCUUUUUGAAUGUUGGAAAGGAGCUACAAGAUCAUCUAGUCCAACCGUUGGGCUAUAUAGGAAGCAUGAAGUUUGUUAGAUUUCAAGGCAAAACCCGGGCCUUAUCCUGUAGUGUUAACAGAUGUUGUUUCUACCAAGUUGUGGGGAAAAGGAAGCUGGCAUUAAUUAAAAUAUUAAUCACAUCAGUGAUGAAAAUUGCAGAAAUCAUCUAAUUCAUUUUCACCAAAUGUUCCCUGUGUGUCUCUUGACUUCUGAUGAAGUUUGGAGCAAUCCAACUCUUAUCUCAGGUAUCUCAGUUAAAUAUCUUGCACUGAUGAGAUUACACCAGCUGUAGACAUCUUGCCUUUUGCUAUGAUUUAAAGAUCACUCAAGCAUAGGCAACCCAACUCCCUCAUCACUAGGGAGGACAUUUGUCACAGGUGAUUGCAGUCAAACUUAUUUCUGUUGCAGCGGCUUGGUUAUAAAUGGAUCAUUGGACCAGCCUUCUUACUUCGUGCAGCGUCUGAGCAUGUCAUGCUCCAGGGGGAAAGAUGAGAGGAGGAAAGACACAAAAGGAAUCUCAAUAAUCUCGAUUUUUGCUCUGCUAGAUUCCAGCUCAGACCCUAUUUAUUGUUAAGAGAAGAAUAGAGAGAGUUUUUCCAGAGGGGGUUCUAAUGGCUGUUUAUCAGUAGGUGACAGCGUUUGAAAGAAUGCAACACAUUUAUAAUCACAUCCUUACAUUUUCCUAUUUAGUUUAUCUCGUGGGGAUUCUUAAACCUUUUUCUUUUUUCUAAUUGAGGUUACAUACUAUGAUGUCUGAUAGAAUAUAAGCUGUAUUGCUAAAUAAUAAUUUUAAUAUAUAUAAAUGAGGCACAUUUUAAAAGAAUUAUUUUCACUCUCUACUGCAGGAUCUAAAAAUGCUGAAGUUUAAAUAAGAUGUUGUCUUCUUUGCCAUUUAUGCAUUUUCUAACUUUUUUUUCCCAGUGUUACCACCUAGCAGCAACUAAAUAAAUAGCAUUCUAGAAAAAUUGAGUAGAAUAUUAAGAAGGUAUCUCGCAUUUACGAGAUAAAAGACAUACGUGCCAUAUACUUCUUGGAACACGUACUAAUCUGUAACAUUUAUAGAGUUUUCAUUUCUGUCUGUAGAAAUAAUAAUAAUAAAAAAAUCUCUCCAACUCUUUAACAGUUUUUUUUUUUUUUUAGUAAGGAAACAAAAAUGAAAUUCUUUGUGGUUGUAGUGGUUAUAAUAAUAAAGCCUAUGUAAUGUGGGUUUCAAAAACACACAUAACAUUUUAGCAAGCUGCUUAAUGGAAAACCCAGCAGCAAAUGUUAGCACCACCAAGUAAGUGCUCUUAGGGCAUCCUUUGUGUAUAAAGCAGUGCCUUGUCAGACACCAUUUCUCCAAAAUAUGUUUUAAUGUUUCUGGAAACCCUAAGAAUUUUGUGUUUGCUGAGAAAACAUAAUAAUAUUAAAUC
Molecule: messenger RNA, 12599 nt
Organism: Lagopus muta (rock ptarmigan)
Lineage: Eukaryota; Metazoa; Chordata; Aves; Galliformes; Phasianidae
Gene: PRKN
Product: parkin RBR E3 ubiquitin protein ligase
Exons: 12
Coding region: 109-1497 (462 amino acids)
Biological process (GO): regulation of cellular response to oxidative stress; ubiquitin-dependent protein catabolic process; negative regulation of protein phosphorylation
Cellular component (GO): ubiquitin ligase complex; cytosol; Golgi apparatus
Molecular function (GO): ubiquitin conjugating enzyme binding; zinc ion binding; ubiquitin protein ligase activity
Source: RefSeq, a predicted model, not a curated record